AUGGACCAGUUAAUUAAAACUGCAAAAGGUACCAGAGACUACUUUGGGCGAGACAAGAUUGUGCUGGACCGAAUUAUACAGGAGGUGCAGGAGAUAUACCAGAACAGAGGGGGUGUUUCGCUUGACACGCCAACCUUUGAGAUAAAAUCCAUUCUUAUGAACAAGUAUGGGGAAGACUCCAAGCUGAUAUACGAUCUGGCAGACCAGGGGGGCGAAAUAUGUGCACUGCGGUACGAUCUGACAGUGCCUCUUGCCAGGCACCUGGCCAUGACGAAAACUGUUAAGAUGAAAAGAUACCACACGGCAAAGGUAUUCAGGCGCGACCAGCCAGCCCUCAGUAAGGGGCGGUACAGAGAGUUCUAUCAAAGCGACUUUGACAUUGUAGGGGAGUAUGCGCACAUGGCAGCUGAUGCAGAGAUAGUGAGUACUGCGUGCAGUAUCCUGGAGAACUUCUCAAAAGAUGUGCCUGCAGACAGGAAUGCGCUGUAUAUUAGGAUAAACCACAAGAAGCUUGUGGACAGCCUGAUGGAGGUGUGCGGUGUGGAUAAGUCUCUGGCAGGGCCUAUUGGCAGCGCAAUUGACAAGCUGGAUAAGCUCCCGUGGGAAGAAGUGGCUGAGGAGAUGAGAAAGAAAGGAGCAACAGAAGAGGCUGUGGAAGGAAUUAAGGAGUUCAUCCAGAUUAAAGGAUCUUUCAAUGUUCUGAGUGUGCUUAAAGAGAAGAGCAUAGGGCAGACCCAGAGCGGAAAAGAGGCACUGCGUGAUCUGCAGAGGCUGCACGAGCUGCUGGUUGUGUAUGGCGUGGAUGAUAAGAUUGUUCUGGAUGUAAGCUUGAUUCGGGGCCUAGAGUACUACACAGGGAUUUUGCUAGAAGGAGGAUAUACUGGAAUAGAGGGAACACUUGUGGCAGGCGGCAGGUAUGACGGGCUGGUGAAUUCUAUUCUUGCAGGGUGCACAGAGGGCAGCGGUCUGGUGAAGGAUUUGAAUGCAAAGCUGAAGGUAAAAAACAAGAAAGAGAAGCCUGCUAAGCGCAUAGAUGAGAUUAAGUGCGUGGGGAUCAGCCUGGGGGUAAGCCGACUGUUCAGCCUGGUGGAGGGAAAUGACAAAAAAACACACACUGAGGUUGUGGUGUGCUCAGUUGGGUCGAACUUACUUGAAGAAAGAAUCCGAAUGUGCAUCUAUCUGCGAAACCACGGGAUAAACACAGAGUACUUUAUGGGAGAGUCAAGCAACUUCACAAGGCACAGUGAGUAUGCAGAGUCAAUCGGGGCAAGCAUGCUUAUCCUGAUAGGACGGAAGGAAAUAGAGGAAGAGAAGUACCAAAUCAUAUGGGGAGAUAAAAACAAUAGAGAAAAGACAACAGUGCACAUCUCCAAUCUUGUUAGUGAGAUUGAAAAGCUGAUUAAAAAGAGGGUCCAGAAAGACGUGGUAGAGAAAGAAGACUCAGAGGAGGAGAUCAUUAAGGCACAGAUUUAG
Nematocida ausubeli is the source of this 1473-nucleotide messenger RNA. RefSeq lists its product as uncharacterized. The transcript has a single exon. The record is from RefSeq and is a predicted model, not a curated record. The coding region runs from base 1 to 1473 and encodes 490 amino acids. Gene Ontology annotation, biological process: mitochondrial translation. NCBI's taxonomy places the organism in Eukaryota, Fungi, Microsporidia. Gene Ontology annotation, cellular component: cytoplasm; mitochondrion.